CUUUUUGUUUUUCAGAGCUGUGUAUGCAAAGGUAAAAGUCCCUGCUUUUGCGAUAGCAUGAAGGGCAGUAAGGGUGAAAAAGGCUUUCCUGGUGUUCCAGGUCCACCUGGUCAUAGAGGAUUUCCUGGUCCAGAAGGGCCUCCAGGGCCACAGGGACCAAAGGGUUCUCCAGGUUUUAUGGGCUUCGUUGGACCCAAAGGUAUACGAGGAGUCCCAGGAAUACCUGGAUUUUCAGGUCCCCCAGGCCUUCCAGGUGAACCAGGAACUGUUGGUCCUCCUGGGCCCUCGGGUGUUCCAGGAUGCAAUGGCACAAAGGGCGAUCGAGGUUUUCCAGGUCCUCCAGGUAGAAGAGGGGCUCCAGGCAUUCCAGGUAUUGCUGGCAUCAAAGGAGAGAAGGGGUGCCCUGCAGAGGGAUAUAACCAAGGGUAUGGUGCAAAAGGUGAUCCUGGAUUUCCAGGAAUGCCUGGACUUCGGGGUGCCCAGGGUGCUCAAGGUUAUCCUGGGGAACGUGGACCACAAGGCCCUCCAGGAGCUUCAGGCAUGCCAGGGAAAGCAGGACCUCCUGGACCUAAGGGUCUUAUGGGACUGAAAGUAAUAGGAACUAAAGGAAGGAAGGGUGACACUGGGUUAACUGGACCCCCUGGACCACCAGGAACUGUUAUUGUGACAUUAAGUGGACCAGAUAACAUGACGGACUUGAAAGGAGACAAAGGAGAAAAAGGAUCAAGAGGGCUUCCAGGACCAAGGGGGUUUACAGGGCCAGUUGGUGAUUCUCAAAGUGAAAAGGGUGACAGAGGAGAACCUGGAGCACAGGGUAAACCUGGAAAAGAAGGUGCCCCAGGUCCACCUGGCUUACCGGGACAAAAGGGUGAACAGGGCAAACCAGGAGUGGCUGGCAGGCAAGGAGAUAAGGGCAUGAAAGGAAACACUGGUCCACCUGGAGCUUGUGGUCAAACGGAGUAUUAUGAUAAUGGGAUUGGUGAAAAAGGAGAUGAAGGACCCCCUGGACCUCCAGGACCAAAAGGCCAACGUGGCAUGCCUGGGCCACAGGGUCGUCCCGGAGAUGCUGGUAGACCAGGUGUGUCAAGACCUGGUUUGAGAGGUCCCCCAGGAUUUCCUGGGCCAAAAGGAGCAAAAGGAGAGAAAGGACAAACUGGCUUGUGUACUGUAGGCCCUCCAGGACUACCUGGUAUUACUGGCAGACCUGGUUCUGUUGGAUUACCAGGUCCUCCAGGGGAACCAGGUGAAGUAACAUUUAGAAGAGGCCUACCAGGACUUCCUGGAGAGCCAGGGCGUACAGGACCUCCAGGAACUCCAGGAGAUACUGGUGUGAAAGGUGAUGAAGCUUACGUGUGUACUGACUGCAGCUAUAUUCCGGGAAUACCUGGUCUUCCUGGUUCUCCUGGACCACGUGGCCAGGACGGCAUGCCCGGUAGAGAAGGAGCAACGGGUCCAAAAGGUUCUCCAGGUUCUCCAGGAGCACCAGGGUUUCCAGGGGCUCAAGGACCUCCAGGUUUUAGAGGAGAUCAAGGACGUAAAGGAUCAAAAGGUGAGGCAGGAUAUGUGUAUCCAGAAGGGCCGAAAGGUGAGCGAGGAGAUCCAGGGGCCAGGGGAGACAAAGGAAGAAAAGGUUCAAGUGGAUUUCUGGGAAGACCUGGCUCUAAAGGAUCCAAGGGUUCUAAAGGUGAAGAGGGAUUGUCUGGCUCAAAAGGAGAUAGAGGACUACCGGGGUUGCCUGGCAGUGUUGGUGCUCCUGGUGAGAUGGGGCUUCCUGGACUGCCGGGAUAUGGAUCACAAGGCAUAAGAGGUUUCAAAGGCUCUAAAGGAAUACCUGGCCCACCUGGAUUACCUGGAGAAGCUGGUCUGAAAGGAGAGACCAGUAGGAUAACUCCAUUGCCUGCGUUGCCAGGACCUCGGGGACCAGAUGGUUUACCUGGCCCCCCAGGAGUGCCUGGUAGGGUUGGAGCAAGAGGUCAGCCGGGUGAUUCAGGACAUCCAGGUCCAACAGGUGACACAGGCUUUCCAGGGCUUGGGUUUCCUGGAAACCCAGGUCCAAAAGGAGAUAAAGGACUUGCAGGAGGCAGAGGGUCACCAGGUUGUGAAGGAAAGAUUGGAGAUCCAGGCCGAGCUGGAAACCUAGGACAUCCAGGAGAAAAGGGUGACCCAGGCAUGGUUAUUCCUGGAGAGCCAGGUAGACUGGGUUCACCAGGAGGUCAUGGCAUUCCUGGCUCAAAAGGUGAUCCUGGAUUUCCAGGACUUCCAGGCUUACCAGGGCGUGCUGGACACGAUGGUGAUGAUGGCCUAAGAGGAGAUCGUGGCUCACCUGGAGUUCCUGGAGAUCCAGGUUUUCCAGGGAAACCUGCUGAAUGUGUUAUUGGCCUGCCAGGUUUGCCUGGUGGCCAGGGAGCUACAGGCCAACCAGGAGGAAGAGGUUCGCAAGGUUCAAAAGGCAAACUAGGUCCUCCUGGCUUGAGUAUCCCGGGAAUCUAUGGAACACCAGGGGAACCUGGUUUAAGAGGUCUUCAGGGAAAUACAGGAUUACCUGGUCCCAAGGGACAGUCUGGAAGGCCAGGAAUCUCUGGUGUGCCAGGCUCAAGGGGAGAGCCAGGUAUAGUGGGCUGGUUAGGAAUUCCUGGACCCCCUGGCAUGAUUGGAAGACCUGGCAACCCGGGUAUCAGAGGUUCUUCUGGCUUCCCAGGACUAAAGGGAAGAAAAGGGUUUCUUGGAGCAAAAGGUGAACCAGGUGAUAAAGGUUUUCCUGGACCAUCUGAGACCUUGGUUGGUAUUGGAAAUAAAGGAGAACAAGGCUUAAAAGGAGUUCAAGGAAGAAUGGGUCUAAGAGGAGAAAAAGGAGACACUGGAGUGCAAGGUCCCCCAGGUCUUGAUGGAUCUGAAGGAAUACCUGGUCUUCCAGGUGUCAAAGGAUUUAUGGGUCUUCCAGGGAUUCCUGGAGGACAAGGAUUUCCAGGUGCACCAGGAAACAAAGGGGACAUGGGAAUUCCAGGUCCAAAAGGACAGAAAGGAUCUCCAGGCUUUCCAGGACCAUCAGGUGACCCUGGUCCACCAGGCUAUGGUGGCUUUCCGGGUGACAAAGGAGAUCCUGGGUACCCAUCUGCUGGGCCUCCAGGAGAACCUGGUCCAAAGGGAGAUCCAGGCCUCCCAGGAGUUUUGGGCAUCAAAGGAGAAAAAGGAUCCCAAGGUCACCCAGGACACAAAGGAGUACCAGGACCACAUGGGAUCAGAGGGGAAACUGGAGGUGCAGGAAUCCCAGGGAAGCUUGGACCUCCUGGAGAUACUGGUGUUAAAGGACGGCCGGGCCGCCCAGGGCAACAGGGCAUUACAGGCCCUCCUGGUGCUGUUGGAGACCCUGGAAAAAAUGGACUACUUGGUGAGAGAGGUAACCAAGGUCAGGAUGGUAUGCCUGGUCCCCCAGGAGUAAAGGGAGAACCAGGAGCACCUGGGAGAGGAAUCCCUGGCCUUCGAGGUAUUCCUGGUCGUAGAGGAAUCAAAGGGGACAUGGGACUGCCUGGUUUUCCAGGGCCACCAGGUAUGAAAGGUCAUCACGGUGAUCAAGGACCUGUUGGACCUCCUGGCUUACUGGGGUUACCUGGAUUUCAAGGCGCAACAGGCAUGGCAAUUACUGGCCAAAAAGGGAAUAGAGGUAUUGCUGGUGCAGAUGGAAGACCAGGUGCUCCUGGUUUUCCAGGGCCUCCUGGUCUCUCCACUCCCAGCAUGAAAGGAAGCAAAGGUGUUAGAGGGGCAGAUGGUAUACCAGGGCCAACAGGCCCAGCCGGUGACAUUGGUCCUCCUGGUCCAAAAGGAAUAGAAGGUCGAUCAGGUUAUCCUGGUGCUAGAGGGGACCCUGGAUUUAUUGGAUUCCCAGGUGUAAAAGGAGAAAAGGGUAAUCAAGGACCCCCUGGACCACAAGGUGCAGAAGGGCCAAGGGGACCAAAGGGCCAGCAUGGUCCACCUGGAGUCUCUGGGAGAAUAUUCUCUGUCCCAGGAAGUAAGGGUCCUCCUGGACUGCCAGGAAUCCCAGGAACACCAGGUGAUCAAGGCAUUCAAGGAAUUCCUGGACUACAAGGACUUAAAGGAGUAAAAGGUCUACCAGGAAGUUUCGGUCGUCCAGGUCAACCAGGACUGCCUGGUCCAAAAGGAGACAGAGGAUUUCCAGGACAAAGAGGACAACCUGGACUGAUUGGCUUUCCAGGUCUACAGGGGUUACCUGGAUUACCAGGUACUAUCAUUGCUGGUCCAACAAGAAGAGGUUUUAUCUUUACCCGGCAUAGUCAGUCAACAAAGAUUCCUUCAUGCCCAUAUGGGACAUCACAGAUCUAUGUUGGCUAUUCACUGCUUUUUGUACAAGGAAAUGAACGAGCACAUGGACAAGAUCUUGGAACAGCUGGUAGCUGCUUGCAGAGGUUUACCACCAUGCCAUUCUUAUUCUGUAACACCAAUGACAUUUGUAGUUUUGCUUCUCGCAAUGACUAUUCAUACUGGCUGUCAACUGCAGCAGUAAUGCCAGUAGACAUGGCACCAAUUUCUGGAAGGGCACUAGAGCCCCAUAUAAGCAGGUGUGUUGUCUGUGAAGGAGCUGCAAUGGUAAUAGCAGUUCAUAGCCAAACAACUAUAGUUCCUGCAUGUCCAGAAGGCUGGAUAUCUCUCUGGAAGGGUUUUUCAUUUGUUAUGUAUACAAGUGCCGGCUCAGAAGCUUCUGGCCAAGCAUUGGCAUCUCCUGGAUCUUGUCUGGAAGAAUUUCGAGCCAUCCCAUUCAUAGAGUGCCAUGGCAGGGGGACAUGCAACUACUACACAAAUUCCUACAGUUUCUGGUUGGCAUCAUUAAAUCCAAGAAGAAUGUUCAGGAAACCUCUACCACAGACUUUGAAAGCUGGAGAACUAGAAAAUAUCAUCAGCCGUUGUCAGGUGUGCAUGAAGAGACCAGCCUAAACAGUGGCCACUGUUGUUGGAACAUGAAACACUGCUUUUAUUACAAAGAAUUGCCUAACUAUGAAGAACUGUAAUUUAUUAAAAGUCCAACUGCAUCUGGAAAGAAAAUUGUAAAUUGCCAAUGCAGCACUGUGGUGAGGUAGGGCAACAGUUUGACUUUUGUCUUUGGCAAAUGAGAAAGCACUUUGUUGGAGAAAGCUUGUAAUGGCAGUCUGCAGGGGCUUCUGCUGAACUGUCAUUUCUGAGCUGCAUCUUCAUGAUAAAACUGUGGCAUUGCCAGAUCUCUAAUGAAAGAUGUUAAUGCUGCCUUGUGUCAUGUGCUUUUCAAACCACACGACAAACUAAAUGCUCUAAUAUCAGCUUACAUAUGCUCAGUGUUCAAAGUGGAUAUAAUUUAAGAUGAAAAUCUGGCACUUAAGAGAGAUAGGGUUCAGUAGGAGAUAUUUUCAGUGCACUUUUAAAUACAUAAUGAUUCAUUUAGGGUUGUUUUGUUUUGGUUUUCUUGUCUAAUAAACAAGUAUCUCCCCACUUACCUCACCCUUCCUCUGGCUGGCAAACAGCAAUACAGUCUUUUUUGUAUCACUGCAAUAAUAAUGGUUCUUGACUAGCCAGAAAGGGAGCUGCACCAUGCACUGUGCAGACAGAACAGUGGUGAUGUGCACUAGCUGUGUUCUCCAGAGUGACGAUGGCUGAGGGCUGACUAAUUGAAAGUGUUGGAAAGUUUUCAUUAGAUUCCACGGCUUUUGACACAGAUCAUGAGAUCUUUUAAAUUCUUCAAAAGUUGACAGUAUUGGGCCUCUAUUAUUAUUCACAUGCUUUUGUCUCUACUGAAGAACAACUAUUUACUAUAUCGUAAUUUGGGAUUCUGAUGGAAUUAACAAUUACUGUAUGGCUCAAGGGCUCCCAUGGCAUUAUCAGGUUAUCACACACCCAUCAGGAUGUGAUCUCUAUUUUGUUUUAACAGACACAAAAAAUAUAAUAUUUGCAUUUUAUAAUAUUCCAUAUUUAAAUAUAUAUCACAAAUUAUAUUCUGUAUUUAAAUAUUUAUCACUCAUUUCUGCAAAUGAAACUAUUUAUUCCAUCCAGUUAAAUGUACACAUCCAAAUUUUUUUAAAAAGACUGAUACUCAAAUUGUUCCAUCUAAGCACUGACUUAGAUAAUCCAACUGUAAAUGAACAUAAAUACUUGAAAAGCACUUUCAUUUACUCAUAUAACUUAUAUAAAAUUGUAGCUCUGAGGUUUGUUUAAUAUUUAUAACAUUGCACUUGCAAAGCUAUUUAAAAUUGUAAUGUUAACAUUUAAAAUGUUAAUAUUUUUUAAUACUUGCACAAUCUAUCAGAAUUCCAGUAUUUAGUGUUAUAGCAGAAGCUUAAUUCAUCUGAAUAGUUCUGUAAAUGCAUCAUUUUAAAUGUAGCAUUUUAAAUCUAGCAAUUCAUUGAAAUAACCAAGAUUUCUCAUUUAGAUGUUUUUUAAGCCAGUGAAAUUUUAUAUUGUUUCUGUUAAAAUACUUGCAUUGUGUUUGUCUGACUGUUUGAAUUUUCAGUGUUAACCUAACUAAGAAAAAGUUUCGUCUGUGUUUCAUGCCAGUAUCUUCUGAUGGAUUUAACGUGAACUGAAUGGAUAUUUUAAAAUUGUUUGCUUGAACAGUCAUAGUACUUCUGUUUGCAAGGUAUAAUUGUGAAUUUGCAGGUUUUUAUGAAGAAUCUCUAUGCAGAUGCACUACUGAUAAGAAGGUAUUAAUGUCAAGUUAAUAGUCUUCCAUUUGAACCAGAUUUGGGGUUGAGGGUGUUUUCCUUAAAACAAUCACAUAUUAGAUUUUUUCCAUAAACUCUGAAGUUUGCUUUGAAUACUCAAAGAUAAAGUCCACACCCACUGCUUGUUAGGUUGUUGGGGUUUUGGUGAGUUUUCUUAUUAAGGCUCAUUACAGUCACCCAGAGGCAUUGUAUACGGUAUACAGUUGAUGACUGUGGAGACCCUCAUCUAAAACUUGCUAGUAAAAUGCAGAAUGUAAGUACCUGAGGUUGAAGUCUCUGGAAAUGGUCAGUAAAGGAUAAUGUGUAAGGAGAAGGGAAUGGAUUGGGUUUAAAGUCCAAAGGUAAGUUACAAAGAUUUAUGUCUCAUAGUAUAGCACAAAACUGGAAGUUACGCCUUGUUCCCAGUUUUGGAUUCUGCCGCUUACUUCUUGUGUGACCUUCAGCAAGUUACUAAAGAAAGAUUUUCAUAAAUAGCUUUAAUUUUGAGUGCUCAAACUCAGUCUUUCUUUCAAAAGCAUGAAACACAACUGCAAGGACACAUGUUCAUCAGACCCAGCAUAAUACAAGCUGGACACUGAAAAUCAAAGAAAACCUUGAAACAAGUUGAUCUUAACUUCUCUCUGCAGAUGCAGAUCAUUUUACUUCCCUACUGCUAAUGACUGUUGUGAGGAUUAGUUAACUCAUGUCUGUAAACGCUUUGAGAGCCUUAACUGGAAAGUGCUGACGAGGUGCAAGGUGUUAAUAUAUUGUACUGAAAGAAUGGAAGCCUGAGAAAUCAGAAAUAAUGAUCAAACAACUGGGGGGCAGGGAGGAAAGCAAACCUUCUGCUAAAUACAGCCAAAUAAAAAUAUUUUGACUAAA
Molecule: messenger RNA, 7562 nt
Organism: Athene cunicularia (burrowing owl)
Lineage: Eukaryota; Metazoa; Chordata; Aves; Strigiformes; Strigidae
Gene: COL4A3
Product: collagen type IV alpha 3 chain
Exons: 51
Coding region: 58-4947 (1629 amino acids)
Cellular component (GO): collagen trimer; basement membrane
Molecular function (GO): extracellular matrix structural constituent
Source: RefSeq, a predicted model, not a curated record